Messenger RNA from Musa acuminata subsp. malaccensis (wild Malaysian banana), 1292 nucleotides. Lineage: Eukaryota; Viridiplantae; Streptophyta; Magnoliopsida; Zingiberales; Musaceae. The record is from RefSeq and is a predicted model, not a curated record.
UCUACAGCGAAGCCUGGAAGCCCCCGCUUUCUCCGUCGUCUUGGACCCCUGCUCCCAUCUCGAGGGUUUGAAGUCCGAUCGGAGACAUGGCCUGGUUCUUGGCGGCCAUCGCUGUGUCUAUCUCGUUCUGGGUGAUAUCUUUGUCGAGAAUCCUGUCUUCUUCUUCUUGCGUUCCUUCGAAUCCUCCGUUCUUCCGUACUGGAUCCGGCAAGAAGAGGAAUGCCCUGUUGGUUAUCGCCCAUCCCGAUGACGAAUCGAUGUUUUUUGCCCCAACAAUUCUUUUCUUGAAUUCAGAAGGACAUAAUAUUCAUAUUUUGUGCAUCUCAACUGGUAAUGCCGAAGGUGUUGGAAAUAAUCGUAAAGAAGAAAUUUACAGGGCAUGUGCUAUAUUAAAGAUUCCACUACAACAAGUAAAGGUCCUGGACCAUCCCUGUUUGCAGGAUGGAUUCAAGAACACUUGGGACCAUGAACUAUUGGCAAGACUUAUUGAAGAUGAAAUUAAAGUGUGGGAUAUUGACUCACUGAUUACGUUUGAUGAUUUUGGAGUGUCAGGUCAUCCAAAUCACCGUGAUGUUCAUCAUGGAAUUCGCAUGCUCCUAUCUGCCAAUAAGCAAAGGAAAUUUGAGGCCUGGGAACUUGUCAGCCGAAGCAUUUUUCGCAAAUAUACUGGCCCUUUGGAUGUGUGGUUAUCGAUUGUUUCAUCUUCAUAUUAUCGGCAGACACAAAUCUAUUGUUUACUCAACAAUCGUCCAUCCAAAAGUUAUCUUGCAAUGGCUGAGCACCAAAGCCAAUGGGUUUGGUAUGUAUCCAUGAUAGAGCUUGCACCUCUUUGUCAAAUCCGCAUUUUGCUGCUGAACAUUGUGUCUAUGACCAACGGGAUUCAUGUAUACUUAAUGUAUGAAAAUCUACGUGCACAAUUAUCUCAAUAUUUCACCAUGCUAGAUAUUGUUCUAGGUUGACAAGUAUAUAUAUGUUUCAUUAUAUUUGACGUUGUCAUCAAAUUGUGUAAGAAAGCAACUAGAAUAGAUAACCAGCAUCAAUGGUUGAAUACAACUAUCAUCAUCUGCACUAAAAGGCACCUUCGUUUAGUAUCCUGCAUGGUGGUUAAGUAUAAGCAUCAGCAAAUGAUUGGGUAUGUUUCUUUUGUUUUCUUUUAUCUAAGAAAUUCAUUAAACUAAUAUGAUCGUAUUCAAAAACUUGUUAUUGGACAUAUCUAUAUUCUCUAACGAUUGAAUCUUCGAGCCAUGUAGUAUGUAUGAUAUGCUUAUACUCCAGCAUCACUGACGUUACUU